AUGGCGGGGCGGCUACAGAACAUGCAAGACGGCAGUAUCGUAGAGCGUCGGUUGCGGCCAAUAUACGACUGGUUGGAUAAUGGGAACAAUAAGAAGGCAUUGCAAGAAGCAGAGAAGGUGCUUAAGAAAAGUCCUUCAUUGCAGUCGGCACGGGCAUUGAAAGCGCUUGCACUUUUAAGGUUAGGAAAGGGACCGGAGGCGUUCGCCGUGUUGGAUGCCCUGGCAGAAGAGAAGCCGAGCGAUGAUACCACGCUGCAGGCGAUGACAAUAUCGUACCGCGAAUCUCAGCAGUUGCCAAAAGUGUGUGCGCUUUAUGAGGCAGCAGUGAAGGCAGAGCCACUCAGCGAAGAACUGCACUCCCACUUGUUCAUGGCUUACGUGCGGGUGGGUGAUUACCGCGCGCAACAAAGAGCCGCCAUGGCGCUCUACAAGUUCGCGCCCAAGAACCCCUAUUAUUUUUGGGCCGUAAUGAGCAUUGUUUUACAGGCCAAGGAAAGUGAAGACAGCACGAAGCGUGGCAUCUUGCUCGCACUCGCGCAGCGUAUGGUAGACAACUUCAUAAGCGAGAAAAAGAUGGAGGCCGAGCAAGAAGCCAGACUCUACGUCAUGAUAUUAGAACUCCAGGAAAAAUGGGAAGACAUCCUAAAGUUCAUUGAAAGCCCUCUAUACUCACAACUGGUGCCUGGUUCACCCGGUUCACCGGCUCAAGAAACCAUCCCUUAUCUAAAAAAGCUCGGUCUAUGGAGACGUAUCAAUCUUAUCUGCAAAUCACUCUUGCAAGACCAUCCAGAUCGAUGGGACUACUAUGUACCGUAUUUAGACUCGGUCUUCAUAUUAAUGAAGGAAGAAAAUAAUGAUGAUGCUACAGAUAAUACUCCAGAGAAAGCCCAUGAAUUUAUAUGCCAAUUAGUUGAGAACUUUACCUCUGGUAGAGCUUUACGUGGACCAUAUUUAGCAAGACUAGAGUUGUACAAAAGGUUAUCGGUUGAUGGUGAUCCUGCUGCAGUGCUUGGUAGUGGAGUUCCAUUGUGUGUGCAAUAUUUAAGAGUGUUCGCUCAUAAACCAUGUGCAGUGCCUGAUUUGAGACCAUACUUGCCUAUGUUGACGCAGAAGGAACGAGAGGACAAUUGUCAAGUAUUUUUGAAGUGCAUGGGAUUCGAUGAAAAUAGUGAACCGGACAAUGUAGACGACAUCCAACGUCAGAUAUCGUGCGUAGCGGCAUGGCGACUCACUGCGGCGCCGUUCACCGCCGAAGAGUGCCUCAAGCUAGCCGAAACCCUUAGAAACAAUUACUUAAGGUGUCUUAGUGCCGGUCUAGUCACUUCUACCAUUACUGAGUUCUGUGCAGCCGACGGGUACGGAAUUUUGGCUGCACACCACUAUUUUUUUGCUGCAACCCAGCAGCAAAGCUCCGCGCCCAUACUCGAGGCGUUGUGCCUUUUAGAACUAGUACUACAUCAUUCGCCUGCCAACUUCCACGCUAAACUGCUCCUUAUUUCGCUGUACCAUUUGCUCGGCGCGGCAAUAGCGGCGGACAGUAUCUACACUCGUCUGGAAGUGAAACACGUGCAGUUGGUGUCCCUAGGCUGGCUGCACGGGGCGCGACUGCCUGCUGCAGCGCCGCAUCGGGCGUUACAACUGUUCGCCGACACGCGGGCCUUCCACACGCACCACGCGAAAGACAGCGUGGAACAUCUAACGUAUGCCUACAAAUACGGAACUUUCGAGAAGCUAGUAGAGCUGUAUGCAUGGAGUCAGCGCCUUGAGGCGUGUUCUUGGUGCGCGUUGGCCGCGAGGGAGAGGGCUUUGUUGGCCCUCUUGGCCGGACCUCCGGCGCCACUGCACGCACCCAACCAGCUGCCUAGUGAACCUACCGACAACCGGGACCUAAAUGUAAUAGUCAACUUUGAGCCCCCACAACUACAAGAUCCCGACUUAAAAUCAAGAACAUUCACGCAGGAUCUCGCUUACCUACGUCUCAAAGACGGCCUAGUGUCCGCCAUAGCUCUAUGUAUCGAAUCCGCAGACAGUAGGCCGUUGGAGGAAAAGAGACAGCAAUAUGAAGAGCUUAAGACUUGUAUAGAGGCAUUCAGUAGUGCAAUGGACAAAUGUAGAGAAAGAUACUGUGAGAAAGAAAGAGUCAGCAUAUCAGCGCCUUUCCCAUCUAGGAUUAUUGUAAAACCGCCUGUUUUCAUAGGCAUAAUCACAUACCUACUCGGCGUGUGCAACGAACUAGUCGCACCAACUAACACGAAGAAAUCGAAGAAAAAGAUCAAUCAUUCGCCGGACGAAAUCAAAACUCACAAACUUUUGAACAAACUCAACGAAUCAGUGCAGAACUCCAUUUGUUUCCUCGAACAAAUAUUCGACAACUGGCCUCAGUACGAGAAAUUCGACAGCACACUCGAGGAGGAGUUUUGCAAAUUAAAUUUAAACAAUAAGUACAAUAGUCCUGUGGCGCAAAAACUCAGAAACGGCCAACAGGAUAUGGUGAAUGACGUUAAGAACAUAUUGAAAAGGAAGUCUAAAUACUUGCAAAGUUUAGUGCAGUGAAGUGUUCUUCUAGCUGGGUGCGCCAAGUGCUUCGAAACAUAUCUUGUAUAUAUAUAAUGGUCUUGGCGCAGAACUUACGUUAUCGGAUCGAGGCGAGUGAUUUUAAGUCUGAGUGUCAUAAGAAUUAAAAAGCGUUUCUGUGUACAGGUUGUCUCGUUUG
Molecule: messenger RNA, 2713 nt
Organism: Hyposmocoma kahamanoa
Lineage: Eukaryota; Metazoa; Arthropoda; Insecta; Lepidoptera; Cosmopterigidae
Gene: psidin
Product: phagocyte signaling-impaired protein
Exons: 12
Coding region: 1-2553 (850 amino acids)
Biological process (GO): N-terminal peptidyl-methionine acetylation
Cellular component (GO): NatB complex; cytoplasm
Molecular function (GO): protein binding; protein-N-terminal amino-acid acetyltransferase activity
Source: RefSeq, a predicted model, not a curated record